Messenger RNA from Rhipicephalus microplus (southern cattle tick), 5486 nucleotides. RefSeq lists its product as uncharacterized. NCBI's taxonomy places the organism in Eukaryota, Metazoa, Arthropoda, Arachnida, Ixodida, Ixodidae. The record is from RefSeq and is a predicted model, not a curated record.
GGCUCGGCGCCGCGUACGCUACGCAGUGGGCUUCGCGAAGCGGUGAGCCGCGCGACACGACGGCUACGCUUGCGAAGAAGCGUCACGGUUUGCCGAGCAUACGCGAAGAAGGACCCGACCGGUGUUGUGCGCGUGUGUGUCGUCCACGAGUGACUGGCGUCGUCUCCUGGAUUUGUUUUGCCGUUUCAUCUUUGUGAACGUCGACGCCGUCGAAAGUGAGUGGAGCAGCCGCAUACCCGGCGGACGACGGUGGGACCGUGAGAGAAGAUGGCUCGCAGCCGCCACCGCCGCCACCAGCGCCGAUAAGGAAUCUGGAGCACACACACGCCGCCGCUGGAGGCCCCGAGGGAACGCUGCGCCAGCGAGCGGCUGUCCACCGCCGCGGCGGAAAAGCUACGCCUUGCUUGUUGACAGUGCGGCCGCGCCAGUGACCAGUGCAACGUGCCCGGCUUGUGUUCAUAAACCAGGCCCCGACUAGGUGUGUGUGUCUUCGACGAUAGCGCCUGAGAAGCAGGGCGCGUUUUGUGUUUCGUGCGCGGUGUGAGUGUAUUCCCAGUGUCUGCGAUGUCAGCAGUGCCCCAGACGCGCGACGUGGCCAUGUUUGAGCUGGGUCUUAGGGACUACGGCUCCAGCUGGACGCGACUUCAGGAGGCCCUUCGAGUGCAGCAGCAGUUGUACGGACCCGCGAGGCAGGAGGAAGUGCCGCAGCCGAGUCCGCCUGCCUGCUCCGACGAGGGAAGCGUGGAGAAGACUGCUUCUAAGGGAAAGUCCAGGGCUGGACUGAUCGGGCUCAUAACUAGAAAGAAGGACGGCAAGAAGAAAGAUAAAAGGUCGUCCAAGUCACCCGAAAGGAAGGCUAAGGAACCUUUAUCGGAAGAUGACGUUGUGGCAAAGCCCGAGUCUUUGACAGAAGGCUCGUCCCUGAAAAGACCCGUUCGCAAAGAAACGCCAAAGUCGUUCGUCCGGACACCGUCCACCGAGAAAGGAGUUGAUGUUCCUGACGCGACAAUGGGCAAGUCUCAGAGCCCAAAGUCCUUCUCUGGCAUGUCUGAAACUUUUGACUCUGACGAGAAGCUGUCGAUGGAGGACUUUCGUAGCAACGGUGAUGCGGGCAGCCCCGCGGAUGAAUUUCUGGUCAAUGGGAACAGGCGACAGGAGUCCCCGCCGGAAAGAGAGCCUCGGGGACCCAAAAACAUGCAUGUUGAAGACGACCACGGCGGUCAGCGAAAAAGCGCGCGAGCGCCCGUCAAGACCCCCAGGGGAAACAAAGCGGCAAGCCCGCCUCGAGAACGAGAUGAGGUCGUCUACAGAAAGCCUCGUCAGCGGUCCUUCCGGGAAGACUUCUUCGGCGAGAAUGGGCACGACGAUUUCAGCCUUCGUGAGCCUCAGCGUCGACCGAAUGAUCCUCAACACAGACAACGAUCGUCGAGACAGCAGUAUAGCUUGAGUGAUCCACCUUCCAGCGUCAACAACGGUGAUCCUUUGGCGGAGCAGUCAUUGAGCAAGCCUAUGGACGAACUUGAGCCGAUUCGCCCAUCAAGGGAGGUUGAGCGUGUAACGUACAGACGGGAAGUGGUUGAGCAGCCCAGAGGACAGUCACAUUUUAGACCAGCUGUUGACGUAGAGCCGCACCGUUCUUCCAGAGACGGCGAUAGAACCAGCUACCGACGCGAAGAAGGUGAGCCUCGCCGAGGGCACUCCCUGACGAGACCGAAGUCCGACAUCGAACCUCGUCGUCCAUCCAGAGAGGCUGAACGGGCGAAACACUCCUUUACGAGGCCCAAUUCCGACAUCGAGCCGCAUCUUCCAACCAGAGAGGCUGAACGGUCCAGUUAUCGUCAUGACCAGAGAGACGUCGUGAGAGGACACUCGUUAACGCGGAACGAUACCGAAGUCCAGCGGUCGUCUAGGGACGCUGAAAAAGUGGGUUACCACCGUGAGGACCACGAAGCGCACUUAGACCGCUUGGUCACCAGGCAGGCCGGUACAGGUGAUGUCGAACCCCUUCGCCCGGCGAGGGAAGCCGACCGCGGUAAUCACCACCGGGAACCACACGGACAAGCACCGAGAGGUCAUUCGCUAACGAGGCCCACCGCUGAGACCGAGCCGCACCGCCCGCCGCGAGAGGCCGACCGCGCAGGUCCCACGCACCGUCGGGAGCUGUCCCCUUACCAGCAUGAAGUGGACGACUACAACGAUCGCCGUUCGAGGCGCCAUGACUACGCGGAAGCGCGCACCAGGGGAGACGAAUCGCACCCUCGCGGACGCGACUACAGUCCAAUGGAGAGGCGUCCCAACGGCCGCCUUGAGUCUUUCAAAAACCGACCUCAGACUGAUAGAGAGCCGCGCGUGUCAAACAGGGCUGACAGGCUAUCGCACGUGUUCAGGGAGGACACGGCAGAGAGGAACAAGGAUCACGACGAGUGGAGUGACAGGGACGGCCGUCAACAGCAGCUUCCGCCGCAGCAGCAACGCCGGGACGGCCGUGCCGACCAGGAGCCCAGAAGCCCACCUCACACCCAGCAGCAGCACCAGCCGGUGCAGGCCACCGACAGCAGCGUGCGGCCGCUGGGCUGCACUCGCUGCGGCGAUCGCGUCUAUCCCAAGGAGAUGGUGACGCCCAAGCCGGGCGUGCUCCUGCACAGCGGCUGCUUCAAGUGCCGAGAGUGCGGAGUCAAGCUGACGCUGCAGACGUUCUUCACGAACCAGCGGGACACGCGGGACAUGGACGUCUACUGCCGCACCCACGUGCCCCGCCUGGGUCCUGGAACCGUGGAUGGCAACGCCCUCAACAUCCUGACCAGCAAGAACAGCCGAGAGAUCAAGUUCAGCCGGUACCCCAAGGCCAGCGACACGGAGCUAUCUUCGCAGGACGACGGCUGACGUAGCAAGUGGCUGCUCUCCUGGGGGCGGUCGGCAACCUCGCAGAGGUUCCCUCGACGAAGGCUUCCAGUAUGUCACCCUAUCCGGAAGAAGAAAAAAAUACGGGAAAACUUGCUCACUUCUCAAUUCAUACGACACGUGGAAUAACGCUAUGCCGCGUGUGUGACCUGCGCUGAAAUUUGUGUACAUAAUCGCGAGUACCGUGCAUCCGUCGUGCAGGCGCACGACACUGGGAAUAACUGCCGUGCGUAAGAACGUUAGUCAGGUGACGCAACCGUCUUUACGUUCGCAGGCUACGAACUGUUGAAUGCAGAUACCGGUGACGAAGAGCUGCAUACAUGUAUAUGCCGCUUUGGGUCACGACUCGUCCUUAUCCUCGUGUUGCGCACGAUGACUCUGAUACUUGGCAAUAUAUAUCUUGCCUGUAUAUUCUGGCCGUAGGAUAUUGUUGCCGGUACGUGUGUAUCUCUGCUUGACAUACUGCAGGGCAGAUGACGCAACGUGCCCUUUCCCCGAGUGGAUUUUCUUAAGCGGAACACUCGGUGGCUUCCAGCGAACAAAGUGAAGCGAGUUUACAGAUCUGCGGGAGUGUCCUAGAUGUAUUCAAGUUCCACCGUGUUGACAACAUCUUGGGCCGAUGGAGCACGACCUCGGUCCCCUGAUAAAACCUGACGAGAUGGCGAGUUGGACGACGUUAAAGAGCGCGCUCAGUGUCCAAAAUAGCGCUUAAGUUCGGGACGUGCGCUCGACAUAGGUCAAACUUUCACGCCACCGCCGUGGUGACGAUGUCGAUGCGGCUGUUUCACUUGUUCAAAGACCAGCGUUUCCGCGAGUUUCCCCCUGGCAUUCAUCCCCUCCUCAUGUAUUAAGCUCUUUUUUUUAUGGGGAGAGAAGGCGAUAUGGCGGGGAUGUGUAACGUGCGGUAUGCGUGAAACUCUCACGUAACAACUCACUCGCGUGUUCGGUGAGUUCGUUACUCAUAGUUGCCCGUGAACCUAUAACGAGCUGUCUGGAAGUUCACGAAGUUGUGUAUUUACCAAACUAACAGACGUAAAUCGUGUAUCUGCUGGGUUUUUUUUUUUUUUUUACAGCGACCCAACUAGCGACCCGAACAGGGCAACAAGUCGGCCACUGCCGAGUGCCCUGGAUGCCACGGAUGCCCCUCGUGGCACACAGGGCGUCUCUUGAAUCUCUCGAAUGCGACAUUUUUUUUUCUUUUAAGUUGUUGUAUGAACGUCGUCGACACUCACUACUUCAAUAUUAUACACGACAAAUGAUUGCGAAUAUUAGGGGUACCGGUGAACAACUUUGCCAUCAAUAGGCAACUGCUUGCAGUACGUGCCACGUUCUUGUUUUUUUUUUUAUGGUAGAAAAAAUAAGGAUCACAUCUUUACACUGCGAAGCAGGAACGCCACGCCCGUUAGAACUUUAUCUCAUAAAGGCGUACGAUGGCCUAAAAUACGUACUUCUGACAUACUCGAGGAAGCCACAAGAUCCCAUAAAUAUGCACAGUUUGAAAACAGAUAUAUGCAUAAUCGUGUUCUGAUAUCAACUUUAAAACAUAUCUCCGUAAAUUCGGACAAACUGUCUCAAGCAUUAUUAUUGGGUUAGCUCUCAUUACCUGGUGCAACAUCUUCCCCAGGCUGGCUAGACAAUUUGCUCGGUGAUAAAUUUGUGUAAAAUGUUAAACCACCCCACACGUAUACUCGUCACCAGCAUUUGUACCAGCUGGCACAUGGAAGCAUAUAACCUGGACGUCUCUGUAUUUCUCGAGAAAAAUGCACACUCAUACUCUCAAGUUCGUGCUAGAAGGACUUUGUAAGUUAAACUAGUAAAGUAUGCCUGCACGCAAGGACAUAAAGAAUGGCUAAAUAUAAUUCACUGUUGUAGACGAUAUCAUAAAAGCGCCAAACACCACUCGUGGUGUGGAUUGCGCCAAUUUGACACGCUCAGACAGUUUGAACAUUCCACCAAUUGAAAAUAAAAUAGUGCUGUUGCCUUCAUGAACGACCUAAAAGGAAAUGCAAGUGCUUUCUAAGAGAACACCGCUAUGCAUAUUUCGUACAAAGCGAUCGUUUCAGCCAUCUUCUAACUAGGCUUGUUUCGUUGAGAACUACAUAUUCAUUGUAUCACAUAUGACGUACAGGAAGCCCUGACGCUUCCGCCCUACGAGUACACUCCCGUGGCAAGCACUGUUUCAUACUUUUCCCGUAUCAAAUGCACAUGCGACAUGAGUAUCUAUGCAGCAGAAAGCUAGUCACGAGUUCUAAAUAAUGAGCGUUGCGAAGUAGGACAUACUUUCCGUUUCGGGAGCGAGCAAGCGCUGUGUAGUCACUGUGCAUACGGGUCGCUUUGCCGCCUUCCGCGAUCGCUGCAUAUUCAUUUUGCGUCGCGUGUUGAGGCCUUCGGAGGGCAUUUGCGUCAAAACGAAGACCCCGUGGUAAAUGACACCCUUCUGCGCCUCGCUCGGUUCGUGGUCGUGCCUGGAGUCGAUCGUUGUAGCGCACAUAAGACAAACGAGAGAAGCAAUAACAUAUCUCAGGGAUUUACGGCGAGUGUUGUAGGUAUCCAAUCACAUCACAUGAAUCGUUCCAGGGACGUAG